AUGUGGAUGUCCAUUCAAAAUCAGAUUGACUCCGGCAAAAGAUGGUCUGGAUGGAAGGUUGAUGUAAAGUGUGGAGUUCAUAAUCAUGGUUUACCAGAUAGAUUAGAAGGUCAUUCAUUUGUUGGUAGGUUGACAACCGAUGAGAAGCAGCAUGUUGCUGAUUUGACAAAGAGACAUGUUCCGCCUAGACACAUAUUGAUUUCCUUGCAAGAGCGAGAUCCUGAGAACGUCACUCGGAUCACGCAAAUAUACAAGCAUAAAAGUGUGAUUGAAGCGGAGAUAAGAGGUCCAAGAAGUGAGAUACAACAUUUGCUUAAGCUUAUAGAGGAGGCGAACUAUGUUUAUUGGAGUAGGAAACGGGAUGAUUGUGAAGUUGUGAGAGAUAUUUUUUGGGCUCAUCCAGAUUCGGUAAAGUUGCUGAAUCUUUUUCCUACUGUCUUGACUAUGGACGCCACUUAUAAGACCAACAAAUAUAGACAACCUAUGUUUGAAAUAGUUGGUAUGACAUCGACCGAGUUGACAUUUGCGGUUGCAUUUACUUAUAUGGAGUGUGAGCAGACAGAGAGUUAUAUUUGGGUCUUGGAUAAGCUGAAGCAAUUGUUUGUGAAGAAAGAUGUGGUUCCACAAGUGAUUUUGACGGAUAGAGAUCUUGCUUUGAUGAAAGCAGUUGAAGUUGUUUUUCCUACGACGCAUAACUUGCUAUGUCGUUUUCAUAUUAACAAAAAUGUUGGGAUGAAAUGCAAGGAAUAUGUGAUGAAAGACAUGCAAGAGACAAUAGGCACAUUGUGGAAAGAUGUUGUAUGGGCUAGUAAUGAGGUUGAGUAUGGUGUACGGUUGCAAUAUCUUGAACAAGCAUGCUUUGCUUGUAAUGACUUCCUCGAUUACGUGAAGAACACUUGGUUGAUCCCACAUAGGCAAAGAUUUGUAGGCGCAUGGAUUAAUCGAGUGCUUCAUUUUGGUAACACCACGACAAAUCGGGUUGAAUCUGCACAUUGGAAGCUAAAGCAGAUGAUAGGAAACAGCCUUGGUGACAUGGUCAAAGUUUGGGAAGCUAUGAAUUCUAACCUAAAAAUCCAAAUAGGUAACAUUCGAGCUUCGUUUCAAAAAAGUUUUUAUGAGGUUGAGCACGCACACAUUAUUCCAUUUUAUGAUAAUUUGCGUGGUUCAGUAUCGAGAGCUGCUUUGAGACGCAUUGCAGAAGAGUUAUCGAGGCUUGAUUAUGUGUUAAAUGGUAGGGAAAUAUGUGGUUGUACUAUGAGAACAAGUUAUGGGCUACCUUGUGCUUGUGAGAUGGGAAGAUUGAUUGUUGUUGGAAUCCCAUUACAAAUAGAAAGUGUUCAUCUUCAAUGGAGGAUACUAUCUAUGGAAGGUGACUUGCCUUUAGACGAGGAAGCUGGUUCGGAGGUUGAUAUGAGUAAUGCAAUUGGUGAAUUGUGGAGAAGGUUUAAAUUAUUAGAUGUUGUUGGAAAAAGAGCAUUGAAAAGUAGGAAACCAGUUGGGUAUGAUGUUUAUAGGGAUCCUUCAGGUUUUGAGUAUGCUGAUCAGGCGUCUCAAUCUUCACAAAAACAACCGCAAGCAUCACAAACUUCCAGGAAGCAAUCACAGUCAAAGAAGCAAUCACAAUCAAAGAACCAGGAUUUCACUCUUCAGUUUCCUUGUCAUAUUAGGCCAUAUAUUACCGAGAUAGUUAAUGUUGUAGCAGAUGGUAAUUGUGGAUUUAGAGCCAUUGCAUCGUGGCAUGGGUAUAGUGAGGAUGGUUGGGCAAUGGUUCGUCGUGACUUGGACAUGGAAUUAAGAGAAAAGAAGGACUUAUAUGAGAGAUUGUUCGGUCCAAAUUUAUCCGAAGUGAGAAGUGGAUUGUUGAUAGAUAAUGUUGGUUUUCAACCACCGGAGAAAUGGUUGACACUACCAGAGAUGGGCUAUUUGAUAGCGAAUCGGUAUAACGUCAUUCUUGUGAUGCUUGGUAACCCUUGCUUGACUUUUUUUCCCAUGACAACAACAUUUUCUCCAAGUGCUCCUACAUAUUGCAUUGGCCUUGUCAACAAGAAUCAUUUUCUUCGGGUUAAUAUGAAAGAAGGCUUCCCACUGCCACCCGUCACGUUAGAUUGGGUGAAGUUUCGUCUUCAAGUGGCGACAUCUUGGAUGUUAGAUUUUGCUGGACGUCUUCAACAUUGGCACCAUCUUACGCCUAUGUUACCAUCAAGUGUUAAUUUAGAUUAA
Vicia villosa (hairy vetch) is the source of this 2220-nucleotide messenger RNA. RefSeq lists its product as uncharacterized. The transcript has 4 exons. The record is from RefSeq and is a predicted model, not a curated record. NCBI's taxonomy places the organism in Eukaryota, Viridiplantae, Streptophyta, Magnoliopsida, Fabales, Fabaceae. Bases 1 to 2220 code for a protein of 739 amino acids. Gene Ontology annotation, biological process: regulation of DNA-templated transcription.